GCGCGCCCCCGGGUGGCUGUCGCGUGGUGCUUGGUCGUUGAGGGAAGAAUCAGGCCGAGAGGUUCACUGCAGGAUUUAUUAUUUUUUUACAACAUUUUACAUGUUUUAUUGAGUUAUCCGCCAUUCUGCGGCUCAGACCGAAGCCGAGCGGAGAGGAGAGGAGCAGGAGUGAGGGUAGAGACACACAAAAGAGGGACUUUUUUGUGGUUUAAGUUAAAGAGCACGUUCAAGUUGGGGGAAAGGAGGACUGGAGACAUGGCCACUCAGGUGGAGACUCUCCUGCACACCACCACCAACACCACCCCGCUCCUGCACGAGGAGGACCUCCAGCUGCCCGCCGGACACGGAGCGCUCACCCCGGAGCCGAGCUCGAAGCAGGCCGGGGAGGAGAGCAGCCUGCAGGAGAACGUGGAGGAGAAGAAGGAGUUCAGAGAGGCGCCUCCGCCCAAAGUCAACCCGUGGACCAAGAAGCUCAACUCGGUGACGGUGAACGGACAGACCGCUCCCGAGCAAACUGGACCAGCAAAAGUGGUGAGAGCAGGAAACCCCCGGUCCAGGAGAGGAGGAAAGGUGACACACACACACACACACCUCUACAUUCAUGGCUGUGUUGGAGAUUUUGGCGAUGCCACUAACUGGCCGACACCCGGCGAAAUUGCCACCAAGGAAGUGCAGGGGUGUAAGAAGGCCUCAGUAAAAAAGGAGUCUAAAGAGAAGAGGGACAGUGAGGAGACUAAAGAGAACCAGAAGACCAAAUCAGAUGAUUCAGGAGAGGAGAAGAACAGAGAGGAAGAUGCGCACAAAAACAGCGCUCACAGGAAGAAAGCAGGAAAUAAACAUAAGUGGGUUCCUCUGAUGAUUGAGGUGAAGUCUGAGGGACCACGAGAGCGCUCGGCCUCCAGAAACAACGCGCGACAGGGGGAAACUCCCAGAAUGCACACCAACAACAGGAAUGAUCUCAGAGACUGGCACAGUGGGAAAUACGAGCGUGAGCAGUUCAGAGACGAUCAUGAUGAGGUUUCGAGUGUGAAGAGUGAGGGAGCACCGUUCAGAGGAGGGUUCCGCGGACGAGGAAGAGGGCGGGGACGAGGACGAGGACGGGGACGGGGAGGACGAGGUCACUAUGAUUAUCAGUACAGCUACAAAUAUGAGGGGAAGGACGGUGUGCUUGACCCCAAAUAUACACAGUCAGUGACCUAUUACUAUGACAGCAUGAGCAGCACUGAGCUGUACAGCGUGGACCAGGACCUGCUCAAAGAGUACAUCAAGAGACAGAUUGAGUACUACUUCAGCGUGGAGAAUCUGGAGCGGGACUUUUUUCUCCGGAGGAAAAUGGAUGAAAACGGUUUCCUGCCUGUAGCCCUGAUCGCUAGCUUCCACCGUGUUCAAGCUCUCACCACUGACGUCCACCUCAUUACAGAGGCUCUAAAAGACAGUAAGGAGGUCGAGAUUAUUGACAUGAAGAUUCGAUGUAAAGAGGAACCAGAGAAAUGGCCUCUUCCUGGAUUAACUCUUCUUGAACACACACACACAGACUUCUCACAGCUCAUACACUGUCCCGAGUUCAUCCCCCGCAACACGGCCGAUACACCUCACACAGGUUCUCCUCGUGUGCCAUCUACAGCUGAGCAGAAGCUGGAGGAAGUGUGUAACCUGAAGACGAUGCCGAAGGGUUUAUCAGCGAGUCUCCCUGAUCUCGAAUCAGAGUGCUGGAUAGAAGUGAAGAAACGGCCACGCCCCUCACCGGCCAGACCAAAAAAGCUAGAGGACCCUCGGAGUGCCCUUUCUGCAGGGGACCAAGAUGAGCCAGAGGAACUGGACUUCUUGUUUGAUGAGGAGAUGGAGGCGAUGGAUGGCCGGCGGAACACCUUCACUGAGUGGACGGACGACGAGUCAGACGGAGAGAUUGAUGACCAUGAUGUCAACAAGAUCCUGAUUGUGACACAGACGCCACCGUACCUGCGCAAACACCCCGGGGGCGACCGGACCGGCAACCACGUCUCCCGCUCCAAACUUACCAACGAGCUCGUUAAGGUCAUUAACGAUGGUCUGUACUACUAUGAACAGGACCUCUGGCACGACACGUAUGAACCAGAGUACGCCACCAUCAAGCAAGAAGUGGAGAACUUUAAGAAGGUUCACCUAAUCAGCCGUGAGCAGUUUGAUUGUUUGACCCCUGAACCCCCUAUUGACCCCAACCAGGAAGUGCCGCCCUGCCCGCCCCGCCCACAACACAUUCCUACAGAUGACCUGGCCAAUAAACUCUUUGGUGCUCCUGAGCGUUCCAUGAUGGCGCGCUCUCUCCCUACCGCUGUGCCUGAUUCGCCAGGAUACAGAGCACCACAUACACCUCACACACCUCGCACACCCCGCUGCAAGCACAACACACACACACCUCGCUUUUAUCCUGUCAUCAAAGAGGGCCGGCCUGUGGAUGCCAAGACACCACGUAAAAGGAAGACGCGUCAUAGCUCAAACCCACCAAUGGAGUGUCACGUUGGCUGGGUGAUGGACUCACGAGAACAUCGGUCACGCACUGCGUCUGUCAGCUCUAAUGCAAGUCCCUCUGAAGGCACAGCAGCACUGGGGAACAUUGGCUGCACUCCUCAGUCUCUUCCCAAAUUCCAGCAUCCAUCACACGAGCUGCUGAAGGAGAACGGCUUCACACAGCAUGUCUACCACAAGUACAGGCGACGUUGUCUCAAUGAGCGUAAGCGUUUGGGGAUUGGUCAGUCUCAGGAGAUGAACACACUCUUCCGUUUCUGGUCGUUCUUCCUGCGUGAUCACUUUAACAGGAAGAUGUAUGAGGAGUUCAGGCAGCUGGGAGUCGAGGACGCCAAGGAGGGUUACAGGUACGGCUUGGAGUGUCUGUUCCGGUAUUACAGCUAUGGAUUGGAGAGAAAGUUCAGACCUGAAAUCUUCAAAGACUUCCAGGAGGAAACCAUAAAAGAUUAUGAAGCAGGUCAGCUGUAUGGUCUGGAGAAGUUCUGGGCUUUUCUUAAAUACUCUAAAGCUAAGACUCUGGAGAUUGACUCCAAACUGCAGGAGCAUUUGCGCAACUUCAGACGCUUGGAGGACUUCAGAGUCGACCCUCCUAUAGAUGAAGGUCGUAAGCGUCACUCCUCCAGUGGUGAGGGUCGUCGCCGUCACCCAUCUCAAUGCUCUGCUCGCCACGCCCACACCACUGACCACGCCUUGGAGCCGAAGCCUGGCCCUGCCCUUGCUGCAGACUGUGGCCAGUGAUUCACUGAGUGAAAUCAACACUGCCAUCUUUACCGUUACCUGCUCAUUACCCAUAAUCCUCUGGGGUACAGCUGCUCUCGCACGUGUCCCACACAGACUGACCGCCCGUGCGGAGGGCCAAUCGAGCGCUUCCCUUCAGAUAUCAGUGUUUUUUGUUUUUUUUAAAGACCCACCCUCGAGACUGCUGAAGGGAAACUGUUCCACUCUUCAGUUUUAUUCUCAUGAUUUCUCUAUUUUUAUUUGGACAUCACACUCAGCGUGACCUUUGAUCUUUGACCUUUCCAGCCUGAACCCUUAUGAUCGGCUGAGACAUGGGUGAUGAUUUUUUUUUGGACUGAACUGUUUUGGGACUCAGUUUGCUGUUAAAUAAAGAGGGAGGAAGACUGAAAGUUAGAGCCGAACCCUCGGAACCUUUCUCAUUGCUCUUUUUCCACAGUUGCCUUAUUUUACUGAGUUUUUCUGCUUAUUGUGCGCUAAACACCUUAAACGCCCCUCCCCCGACACACGCGCACACACACACACACACACACACGCACGCACACACACUUUGUGUUGUGAGUGGGCGCUUCACCUGGUCUCCGUGUCUUCCAUGUGCUCUGUUCUGGACAGUGAUUGUGUUCUUGCUGUGUUUGUGUCUGUGUUCACGCCCAGCGUUCAUAAAUCCUCACAAUUACUUGAAGAAAAGAAAAGAGGAGAGGAACAUGUGAGAACAUCUGCUCAUGCUGCAGGUGCUCGAAGACUUUAACUCUCUCUCACACACACACACACACACACACGAUGGAGGAUUAGGGGAAAAUACCCUUUAAACACACACCGCUCCAGAUAUCUUCUCAACUGAGUGGUCAGAAGCUCCACCCCCUUUUUGCUGACCUGCUUGAUGGGUAGGUGGAGAAACGAACUGGGCAUUGCUCUCCACUUCUCUAACACAGGGAUGACUCCGCCCCCCACCCAGGCACCAUCCCCUUAAUUCUGACUGAUUAUCAUUAGGGAUGGACUGAGAGGGCGUGGCCUCACCCGAUAUUAGUACACACCCCAUAUCCUCUGAUUCAUUAAAGAUUAUAUAUUCGCCUUAUACGUGUACAAUAUUUUAGUUUUAUUGUCCCUGAUUUUUUUUUUUUUUUUAACACUUUUUAAUUUUGCUGCAUCGUAGCUAUGCUAAAGUUUCAGUGCUACAUGAGGAAGAAUAGGAACAUUAUAAUAAAUAAAAAGAAGAAAUAACUGCAGCUCUUCUCACAUUUGCAUAGUAAAGACUUAAUUCUGUAGUUAAUUGGUUGUUGAGCUCGUUUUGGAGUGAAAUGCAUCAUCGUGAAUGAACUUUAGAUUUUCCUCUUCUGUUAUAAAUUAGUGAAAAUUGGUGAAGGAGGAGAAAUAUCCGUUUUAAUCUCCAGCAGUUUUUUUUUUCUUUUCAUUUUAACCGCAGUGGGUGACCUUGAUGUCCAGGGAUUAAAUAGUUAUCUGGUUAUUAACAUCAUUAUUCCAGAAAGCCAUAGAUAUUUAAAAUACAGUGGUGUGUAAGGGUGUUUCAGUGUUUAUAGUUCAUCACCAUUACGCUCAUGGGCUCGUGGAUAUGAAGAGGAAAAAAGUGAACAAAAAAAUGUAAAAUACUUGAAUGACCGUGUAUAAUAACAGUGACUCUUCUGCGCUCUGCUUUGUAGGCUGAUGUGAUUGGCUCUUAGUGUCAUUUGUAAUUUGUAGUAAUUUUGCUUUUCCUUAAUGAAUAAAAAAUAUAUAUAUAAAAUUGACAAAAAAAAAAAAA
This is a messenger RNA of Hemibagrus wyckioides, 4999 nucleotides long. It is a transcript of the gene larp1, whose product is annotated as La ribonucleoprotein 1, translational regulator. NCBI's taxonomy places the organism in Eukaryota, Metazoa, Chordata, Actinopteri, Siluriformes, Bagridae. The transcript is spliced from 19 exons. Gene Ontology annotation, molecular function: RNA cap binding. The record is from RefSeq and is a predicted model, not a curated record. Gene Ontology annotation, biological process: positive regulation of translation; mRNA stabilization. Gene Ontology annotation, cellular component: cytoplasmic stress granule; cytosol. The coding region runs from base 256 to 3243 and encodes 995 amino acids.